This is a messenger RNA of Crotalus tigris (Tiger rattlesnake), 1391 nucleotides long. RefSeq names its product non-structural maintenance of chromosomes element 3 homolog. Bases 324 to 1106 code for a protein of 260 amino acids. Gene Ontology annotation, cellular component: nucleus. The transcript has 11 exons. The record is from RefSeq and is a predicted model, not a curated record. NCBI's taxonomy places the organism in Eukaryota, Metazoa, Chordata, Lepidosauria, Squamata, Viperidae.
GCUCCAAAUAUCCUGUCAACAACAGACAGCAGCAAAGAUGUAGCGGUUUUUGUGCCUCUUUGCUGCUACCGUAUCUCGGGAGUUUUGCAGCUCCGAUGGCCUCUCUCUCUUCCACCAGGAGGCCCCACAUUAGAGAAGGAGGUACUGAACAACGCUCGCCACCAGUAAGCGUUGCUAAGCGACGCUCAAGAAGCAGCCUCCGCAAGAAGAGGCAGAGUUCACACUGAGGCGCGUGCGCCAUAGCAAAGUUCUACCGGCCGGGCGGAAAGAGAGGCGCAUGUGCAGUGAGACCGCGGAAGGUACCGAGGCCUCUUUCCAAAGCCAUGUCUCAGCACAGGCAUAGUAGCAGCAGCAGAGGAUCUGGCUCUUCAAAGGUACGGCGUAUGGACGUUGAUGAAGAAUUCACUUUCAGUCAGUCUCAAACGCUAAGUCAGGCGCAACGUAAUUUGGAGCAACACUCCCCCGCUGAAGUGGAACAAAAAGUAAAUGAACUAGUGCAAUUCCUUCUGAUCAAGGAUCAGAAGAAAAUCCCUAUUAAACGGACAGAUAUUCUGAAAUAUGUCGUCAAAGACUACAAAGAUCUCUUUCCUGAGAUCCUCAGACGAGCCAACCAGACUCUUCAACAGGUAUUUGGGCUGGGAGUGGUGGAAAUUGACCCAAAGUACCAUUCCUACAUCCUGAUCAGUAAAUUUCCUCCUUUGGAAGGGGAUAUUGUGACUGACGAUGAGAACGCUCCCAAGAUGGGCCUCCUUAUAAUAAUACUUAGUCUUAUCUUCAUGAAAGGCAACGUGGUCAAAGAAUCUGCUGUUUGGGAAAUGCUGAGGAGAUUACAUAUUGAUUGUUCUGGGGGAAAACACAAAGUCUUUGGUGAUAUCAAAAAGCUGGUGACAGAGGAAUUUGUGAGGCAAAAAUAUCUGGAAUAUACACGUCUCCCACACACAGAUCCUCCUGAGUUUGAGUUCAGGUGGGGACCGCGAGCUUUUAAAGAGACCUCCAAGAAGCAGAUCCUACAGUUUGUUGCUAAGAUACAAAAGCAGAAUCCCAAAUCUUGGAUGAUCCAGUACAAUGAAGCGGAAGCAGAAGCUGGUGCGGUGGGAAAGUUAUAAAUAUUACGGUGUUGUUCAGUUAUAAAGAAUUGUCAAAAACUCCUUUCAUGGAACUGCUACAACCACUGCUUGUUUUCUGUUACUGCUGUUUUAAUGUAAAGUGCUCUGUGCUUAAUAAGUUUCCUGUCUGUGAAGGAAAGAUUCCAGAAUAGACUGGACCAUUUUACUGGUGAUGAAGACAAGACUCUUAUCUAAAACUCUCUGAUUAUUCAAGCAUUAGCAAUAGUAUUUUCUGGAAAUAAGCUGUUAGAAUAUUUACUGGAAAUAAAUAUAUUUUUGCAAUCA